UGUUUCCUACUCGUGCUUAUCGUUUGUGUUUACUUCGUCAUUCUGUGCCUGGAAAUAGCUAGCAUUAAAUGAUAUCAGUGAAAAUUUCAAACAACAGUGCACUAAACUGGAAUAUUUCAGAAGCAAAUUCCGCAUUUAUGAUCAGUUAUAACUAUGUCCAAUGUGACUUUUUAUUUCUGAACUAUUGACGGUUGAAUAUUAUUCCACGAAUUUAACUUUUGCUUGUUGCAAAAAUUUGCAAUGUGUCUGAUAAAAAAUCUAGGUGUAGCAAUAAAUUUCCUAUCAGUUGAUAAAAACUAUCAAUGGAAUAAUGGAACCUUCGCGUUCCAUAUGCCAUUUCAUAAAGUGAAACAUUUUUGAAUAAUAUUACUAACUACCUAACUGGUACUUUAGAUACAUAAAUAUUCUUUUAGUUGCAAAUUCUUGUCCUUCGCAUAUUUACUCGCUUGUUCUGACAGUGUUCAAAGUACUUUGUGGUGGAAAAUGAGGAUCCUACGACGGACAUAUAUCAAAUACAAACCAUUAAAUCUAGAUAGAUACUUAGAUGAGGCUGUCAUCGGUCCAAAAUUUGGCAAGAGACAUGGUCAGAUCAUAAUAUAUUUCCUCCUCAUCUUCAUCGCCUACUCGAUCAGAGUGAACUUGUCAGUAGGUAUAGUUGCGAUGACUGAUCCGACGGCUAGUAGUAACCCAAAUAUACCGACUUACAACUGGACAGAUAAAAGUGUUGUCUUGUCGGCGUUCUUCUGGGGUUACAUUCUUCCCCAAGUGGGAGCUGGGUGGUUAUCGAACCGUUACGGUCCAAAAUGGUUUUUAAUAGGUUCGAUGGGAGUUUGUUCUCUGGCCGGAAUGGCAAUUCCUAGUUUGGCAGCGAGUCUGGGUUCGAAAGGAGUGAUGGUUGGAAGAGCUAUUCAAGGACUGUCGCAAGGCUUCAUAUUUCCAUCUAUGCACGUUCUUCUGGCUAAAUGGGUACCACCAAACGAGAGGAGUAGAUUGGGAACAUUUGUGUAUGCAGCUGGCCCAUUUGGAACAGUAGCUUCGAUGUUACUAACGGGCUUCAUCGCCUCUAGCUGGUAUGGAUGGCCAAUGGUAUUUUAUUCCUUCAGUGGAGCUGGAUUAGCAUGGUGUUUUCUCUUCUGCUAUUACGGUUGCGAUGGACCAUCACAUCAUUCGACAAUAACUGAAGAGGAGAAAUUUUACAUUGAAAACAGUUUGGGUCAUACGGAUCAAUCAACGAAAAUGUCGACACCUUGGUCAAAAAUAUUCACAUCCUGGCCCGUUUGGGCUAUCUUCCUCACGCAAAGUGGUCACAACUGGGGAUUUUGGACAUUAUUGACGGAGAUUCCCGCUUACAUGAGCAACGUGAUGGAUUUCAACAUCAAAUCUAAUAGUGUUCUAUCUGCACUGCCAUAUUUUGUACUUUGGGUAUUGAGCUUCGUCUUCAGCUCCAUCGCCGACUGGCUGAUUAACAAAAAUAUUCUCACAAUUGGAGUUUCCAGAAAAGUGUUCAAUACUAUUGGUCUGAUAGUUCCUGCCAUAGCACUGAUUUACCUUGGGAAUACUGGUGCAGAUGAGCACAACAAAGCUAUAACUUUACUAGUCAUAGCUGUUGGUGUGAACUCUGCCAUUUACUGCGGUUUCAACGUGAACCACAUGGACAUAUCUCCAAAUCAUGCUGGUACUCUUAUGGGAAUCACGAAUGGUGCCUCAAACAUUUGUGGUAUAGUGGCUCCUUUAGUAGUUCAACUUCUUGUUGUGGAAGAGAAAAAUCCGGAGCAAUGGAAAGUAAUAUUCUACUUAACGGCUUCCAUUUAUGCUCUUGCGAGUUUAAUCUUUGUUAUAUUUGGAUCUGGAGAAAUCCAACCAUGGAAUGACGAAGAUAAAUCAGAUAAGGAGAAAACUAAGGCGUGAACUUGUGAUCAAGACAUAAAACAAGAACUGUGAUAUUUCAGUUUAUGUUAAUUUAUUAUAUUUCUAAAGUAAUCAAACCCGAAGAGAAAAUCUUCUAUGAAGAAUUUUCUCAUCUCAAUUUUUUAAACAUACGUUGAAUAAUUUAUGAAAUUGUUGAUGGAAAUUAUGCGAGUUUCUGUUAUUAAUAUAAACUAUACUAUUAUUCCAAAACAGUUGGCACUAAAUUCUCAGAAAUGAUUGACGUUUUUGUCUUAACCUGUCUUUUGAAGUGACGUACUGAAAGUAUACCAAACAAAUUAGGAAAAAUGAUGAUAAAAUAUAUAGAAUUACAACCUUGACAACAAUGUUUUCGUUUUGAUGCAAUCAUAUAUCUGAGAAUUAAGUGCCCACUACUAUGAAAUUAUACUAUAGUUCAUAACUUUGAAAAUAGGUAUAGGGAUUAAUCUGAAUGUAAUUCACAAAUUAUUAUCAAAUACUGUCAGCGUCUACUGUGAUUUUUUAUCUCCCAAGAAAGCUGACCCAUGUCUUUUAUUAACUUCACUCUAUCUGGAUAGCCCAUGAGAAUGUGAAAAUUGAUUCACCCACAUUCCGAUCUGAUGAAUAUAUAUGUAGGUGUAUUCAAUAUAUGUACUUUACUGUCAUUAUUUUUACUUUACCAAUAAUGAGAGAUAGAGGACCGGCCAAAAUUUCAUAGUACAUUACAUAUACAUUGAAUAUGAACAUACAGAAAUUUUGAAAGUUUUACUUAUUUAUGAAAUAUAUUUGUAUUUCCAUA
Molecule: messenger RNA, 2683 nt
Organism: Leptinotarsa decemlineata (Colorado potato beetle)
Lineage: Eukaryota; Metazoa; Arthropoda; Insecta; Coleoptera; Chrysomelidae
Product: putative inorganic phosphate cotransporter
Biological process (GO): monoatomic anion transport; transmembrane transport
Cellular component (GO): membrane
Molecular function (GO): transmembrane transporter activity
Source: RefSeq, a predicted model, not a curated record